Dracunculus medinensis (Guinea worm) is the source of this 1146-nucleotide messenger RNA. The record is from the annotation of a GenBank genome assembly. Lineage: Eukaryota; Metazoa; Nematoda; Chromadorea; Rhabditida; Dracunculidae.
AUGCGAUUAUUUGUUUCUUUAGGUAAAGAAUCGAUUAUAUCGGCGGUAAGUAAGGUUGGUGAUUGGGAAAUCGGUGAUCGAUGUCAGAUAGAAAAACGUAUUGGAUCGAUUGUGUACAUUGGUCCUACAAAUUUUGCUCCAGGUGAAUGGAUUGGCUUAGUGCUUGAUAAACCGCUCGGUAAAAACGAUGGUUCAGUGGAUGGACAGCGGUAUUUUACUUGUGCUCCGAAUCAUGGCCUCUUUUGUAAGGCAAGUAAAUUGGAAAGAAUACAGUCAAGUGUAUCUGAAAUAAUACCUGAAAACCCAUAUACUAAAGAAUUCGGAUUCGAUGUUGGCGACAGAGUAGUUGUAUCUGGUGGAAAAAUAGGUACCAUUCGUUAUUUAGGCAAUACGGAUUUUCAAGAUGGUAUUUGGGCUGGCAUAGAGCUGGAUCAACCAGUUGGUAAGAAUGAUGGCAGCGUUCAGAUUCGACAUACCAAGACAUCAGCACUAAGGCAACGUUCUGGGAGCCAUGAAUCGCUAGCGUCUAUCGGGGCUUCAUCCAUUGCUUCAUCUAGAAUCUCAAAAUUUAGCUUUGCUCCUCAAAGAAAUAUACAACGGCCAAUCGUAUUAUCUUCUGCUCGUGGUCUGGAUGAACUUGUCACUACACUACAAGAUUCCUUAAAAGAAAAAGAAAAACAUCUGGAGCAAAUGAUAAAAGAACGAGAUCUCGAACGUAAUGAAAUGGCUCGGCUUUCAAAUCACUGCGAAGAAGUUGAAGCGAAGCUUGCUCUAUUUGAAGGUCAAAUGACUGGUAGUACACAUUCAGCCAUUCUAGAAGAUAAACUAAUCAACUUAAAAUCUAGAAAUGCAACAGUAGAAGCGGAAAACCAAGACCUUAUGUUAGAGGUCAAGGAGAAAACAGAAAAAAUUGAUGAACUCACUUUCCUUUUGGAAGAAAAAGAAAUCAUGUGUGCAGAAAUAUCUGAGAAACUAGCAGAAGUGAAUAAAACUGAUGUUGAAAAAAAAUCGAAGGUUAGACUGAAAAUUAUUUUGACAUUAAAAAAUAGCCAGAGAAUUAUCUCAUCAGUUAAACCUGAAAUUUUUUUUUCUGUUAAUCUUAAUGCUUGCCAUUUCCUUUUCUUUUUAUCUGUGGACUUUUAUUGA